Molecule: messenger RNA, 3361 nt
Organism: Austrofundulus limnaeus
Lineage: Eukaryota; Metazoa; Chordata; Actinopteri; Cyprinodontiformes; Rivulidae
Gene: golm1
Product: golgi membrane protein 1
Exons: 11
Coding region: 165-1415 (416 amino acids)
Cellular component (GO): Golgi apparatus
Source: RefSeq, a predicted model, not a curated record
CGCUUGGUAAAAUAUGGCAGCAAUGGAUACGAGCUAGCUUACAGUCGUGUUGUUUGUUUUGAGAAAUACGGUCUGAUUUUCAAACAUAUCACAGCGUGUUGUCCCAUAUAUUUGACAAUAUAGUCGAUUAACUUUUGUCUCGGUCUUACCAGUUUUAGGCAGCUAUGGGUGGGCUGGGGAACGGUCGCCGAGGAGUAAGAUCCCCACCUUUGAUGAUUGCAGCUCUAAUUGCCUGCAUCUUAGUUCUGGGUUUUAACUACUGGGUGUCCAGUUCCCGCAACCUGGAGCUACAGACCAAGCUGUAUGAGCUGGAGGGCCGAGUUCAACGUGGGGCAGCGGAGAGAGAGAUGAAGAAGAGUGAGUUCCAGGAGGUCCAGAAACAGAAGGAUGAGAUCCAGAAACAGAAGGAUGAGAUCCAGAAAGAGAAGGCGCAGAUCGAAAGCUUUUACAAGACACAAAUGGAUGGAGCGCAGGUCACAUGCAGCCAGGAUAAGGCCAAACUGCAGCAGAAUGUUUCUUCAAGCACCAAAACAAUCCAGGAUCUCAAAGGUCAUCUGAAUCAGCUGAAUGAUGACUUGGGAAAGCUUCAGAAAGAGCUUCAGAGUUGCCAAGGCAACAUAAACAGCCUCAACAAGAAGCUAAUGUAUGACAUGACCCAGUGUGAGUCUAAGAUCCAGACAGAGAAGGAGCUGUGUGACGAGAAGAUGUCUGCUGCCAAACUUGAAGUUCAGAAGAAAACGGAGAAACUCAGCCCUCUCCCAGAUGCCCCCUCACAGCAGAAAAACACUGGAAAGGAAAUGGUUAAAGAAGGGACAACAGUCAACUCUGAGCCUAGUGGAAAUCCAACAGCUGUUGUAAACCACACGUCAAGCAGCCCUCAGCCUAAAGGAAAUAAAAACCCUGAUUCACUCACUAAUGACAUCAUCAUUGACCAAGAUUCUGGAGUUUUCGGACGGUCUCCAACAAAGGAUCUAUCUAAAGCAGAGACCCAGUCUGUCUCUGAAGCUGCUUCACUGAAGCAGAACAAACUGCAGCUCGACCAGGAAGACGUCAGAACAGACGAGACUGAGAUAAAGACCAACAAAGAUGUGAAGAAAAACCUGAAUGAGAUUAAAGGCGUGGAGGUGAUGGAAGCUCGUGAAGAGGGAGCUCAGAGAAAAGAAGCCGACCCUGGCAUGGAGGAUAUGCUGAUUGAUCAAGGGAACCCUGAUGAGCCAGCUGUAGGUCAGAAACUGGAGGAUCAGGAGGAGUAUGAUGCAGAUGAGCAGGUGGUGGGCGGAGUGGAUGUGGAGAGGGGUAAACAAGCUGAAAAUAUAGACAAGGACAUGGAGGAGGAGCUGGCUGACUACAAUGGUGAUGAUGAAAAUGAAGGAGAGUUUGAAGCAGACAAACAAGAAGCUCUUGCUCAAAUCUAAGAGACAGUUGAUUGACGCUACACAUCACAUCAGAGAAGAAAAGCUGCAACACAGCAAGAAAACACCGACAACUAAACGGUUUUACAUGGAGUUUUCUAAAUAAUUUGGAACUAUUCUCUCCUUUUACAAAAAAAAGUCUAUCAUUUGUCAUUUUCUUCGUCGCCGAAGUUCAUUUCUCUCAGAGGAUUGCAAACAUGACAAACUAAAUUUCAAGUUUUUUCACCAUUUGAUUUAAAAAAAAUAAAAUAAAAUGCCUCAUCAAAAUUAGAAGAAUUUGACGAGGUGUUGACACGCGUUAUGUUCACUCAGUAACAGCCAAGGUGGGUGCAGACCCUUGUUGGGUUGCAGGCUGCAGAGCACAGACCAGUUUAAAAGAUCUGAGCGGUUGCUGUGACAGAAGUCUGCCAGCAGGGGGCUCUGCAGCUCAGGUUUUAGCUCUGAGACUCAGCAGCUUCAAUAAAGCCUCAGUGUCUCUGAUAAAGUACAUAAUUUGUCUGAAUGACUGCAGGAAAUGACAAAGGCUGUACAUUAUCCGGUUUGUAAAAAAAUAAAAAUAAAAAAGCCAAAAACAGUCCGGUUGAACUAAUGAAUGUUUCACAAAAAUAAGGGGGAAAAAAUCAUUUCGUCUUUUGCUGCAUCAUUUACCAAGACCAACUAUUUUCAGACUUUUUAUUUGACAGCAAAGCCUUUUUCAAAGUGUCACAAGGUGGAAUAUUUGUAGCUUUUUAUCUUUUUAAAUAUCAAAAAGCAAGAAAAUGGUUAAAAAAAAAGAAUAGCUGAAAAAGCUUAAUCCUUAAAUCUCACAUGUUGCAGCUGCAUGCUUUCUGUUCUGCCUAAUUAUUUUUCAACAUUAAACACUCUUGGUAAAGUGGAGGAUAAAUAGGGAUGUUCAUGGAAUUAAAUAGUGCGUCUCUUCUCUGCGAAAUUUAAAUUGUAGCCAAAAAAAAAGAAUUUCAGAGAAUUCCUGAAAGGUAACGAGACAUUUCUGCAAAGCAUGAACAUUGUGUUUUGUGGGUCCUUCAAGCCAGUAGAUGUGAACAUUUCAGCUGUAAUGCUUAAAUUAUUUAGUGUUUUUCAACAUAAAGUGACACUGAAUUGAAAACUUUGGGUAAGUGCAAAUAUGAUUGACGUUUAGUGAACUGAAUGAACAAACAGUAAAUUGUAUGGGUGAGGUAAUUUGUUGCCUUGUGGARUUUUUUGUUGCCUUUUACAGGACGAGAUGUAUUUUGUCUUCAUCAUUCUCUGUUGCAGAAGUUUGUCAUUUAUUUUCAUUACGCUUUGAUUAUCAUUAAACGUCCAGGCCAAGAUUUCAAACUCUCAUUGUGGGAAGUUAACAUCAUAACUUUCAUUUGCUUAUCCGAAAGCUUUCCAUGCUGCAGUUUGUGACUGUUUUAUUGUGAUAAAAGUUUAGUGUUGAUGUAACUGUCUAGUUGUAGAAGAAGAAAAUAUGGAAUAUGGAGUUUGUUGGACAUUCGUGUCCUGAGGGAGGAACAAAAUUAUUUUUUUUGUUGUCAUAAUGUUCCCAGGCUYAAUGCAAAACUUGACUACAUUUGUAAAGUUUAUUAGGAAGAUUUUUCAUUUUAGCUGUUUUGAACAGAGAACUUGUCCAACAUUUCCAUCAGAAGUUCUACUUAUUUUUUGUCUUAAGUUGUAAUAAAAAAACACCUUAAUAUUUUAUUUUCUACAUCUGAACCUGUAUAGCUUGAUUUAAAGUAACAUCAAAUAUUGAAAAAUGAGUCCUGCUGAAGGGUUAAUAUUUAAGUUGCAAAUUCUGUAUUAACAUUUGUUGAAUUGUUUUAUGKUUGAUUUGUGUCAGCUGAAUGGCUCUCCUCAUGAACAAAGACUCAGUUGUCUGCCUCUAUGUGGUUUUUGUUUUUUAUUUAAAUGUUUUUGCAUUUAUAUUUGUUUUUGUAUUAUUGUAUGUCAAGAUAAAACCUAGACAACCA